Molecule: messenger RNA, 765 nt
Organism: Cryptomeria japonica (Japanese cedar)
Lineage: Eukaryota; Viridiplantae; Streptophyta; Pinopsida; Cupressales; Cupressaceae
Product: subtilisin-like protease SBT1.3
Exons: 1
Coding region: 1-765 (254 amino acids)
Biological process (GO): proteolysis
Molecular function (GO): serine-type endopeptidase activity
Source: RefSeq, a predicted model, not a curated record
AUGGCGAAAGCCUGUCUUGCCACCUUCAUACUCACGCUGCUUUCUCUCUCUGCCAUUUUGGGCACUACUGAAAAUUAUGGUGGAAGAAAAGCUUACAUUGUUCACAUCCUCAAGUCCAUGAAGCCCCAACAGUUCAAUUCGCACCGCCACUGGUAUGCUUCAAUGCUUGACCAGAUCGUGCAGUCCGAUCCCAGUGCAAAGGAGAUGUUAUAUACAUAUGGCACUCUCUUGCACGGCUUUGCUGCGCAGCUGACCAAGGCAGAGGCCCAGGCCACGGAGGUUAUGGACGGCUGCUUGGCGGUCAUCCCCUCCUCCCUCAAUAAAAUUUCCACCACCCACGCACCAGAGUUUCUUGGUCUCUCUUCCUCCUCUGGAUUGUGGUCGCGCUACUCUACAUAUGGCAAAGAUAUCAUCGUGGGCAUGAUCGAUACGGGAAUAUGGCCUGAAAGCAAAAGCUUCAAAGAUGAAGGCCUUGGACCUGCUCCCACUGGAUGGAAAGGCGCGUGCGAAAGUGGGAGGCGCUUCGAUUCCUCCAACUGCAAUGGAAAAAUCAUCGGAGCUCGAUACUUCUCCAAAGGCUACGAAGCGCAGAACCCGACUCCGAUUAACGAAACCUUGGAAUACAAAUCUCCGAGAGACAACGAUGGGCAUGGCACUCACACAGCUUCAACCGUGGCCGGCGCCGCAGUUUCCGGGAUCAGUUACUUUGGCUUUGUCAAUGGGACGGCGAGAGGGAUGGCCCCUCAAGCUAGGCUGGCCAUCUAA